This is a messenger RNA of Haliotis rubra (blacklip abalone), 7347 nucleotides long. RefSeq names its product sarcolemmal membrane-associated protein-like. The record is from RefSeq and is a predicted model, not a curated record. Gene Ontology annotation, molecular function: protein binding. Lineage: Eukaryota; Metazoa; Mollusca; Gastropoda; Lepetellida; Haliotidae.
CAAAACAAAUCAUUUAUUACUUAAGAAAGAGACUGAAUUGGUCCUAUUCAGUGUGUUUACUUACUUUCCUAUCGAAUUUGUUUCAACUGAAAGUGUUGCCGUGCGAAGAAUGAGAAAGUUAUAAAAUUCCGGGUCAGAGAUUAUGUUUAGCAAUUUUCAACAUGGCCGUCUCCUAAAAGAAGUGCAAGAUGUAGGGAAGAAUGGUGGAAGGGGAGGACAAGUUGCGACCAACCAUGUCGGCCUUGGCCAUACUUUCUUGUCGACCAAAUUCGCACCCAUUCCAGGAAAGGCACAUAUCUUUGCAUGAAGCCAUCAAGAUAGGCCGGUCAGUGGCCCGGGCUCGACCUGCUGCCAAUAAUGGAAUAUUUGAUUGUAAAGUACUUUCCAGACAUCAUGCAUUGCUGUUUUAUGAAAAUGGAAAGUUUUACUUACAAGACACUAAGAGCAGCAAUGGCACCUUCAUCAACAACCAGAGGCUGUGUAAGGGAGGGGAAGAGUCGCCCGCCAGGGAAAUCUUUUCCGGGGAUCUCAUACAGUUCGGGGUUGAGGUCAUGGAAAACAACCGGAGAGGAGAGAAAAUCACCCACGGUUGUAUCGUGGCCACCAUUGUACUCUACCAUCCAGAUGGGAGGGAGGCCAAGCCAGCUCCGUUCCUGAACGCCCCUUGUCCACCAGGCAUUACCAUCCAGUCCCAGGACCUCUAUCAGCUGGCUCAGUACUUGCAGGAAGCCUUGCAUAGGGAAAAGAUGUUGGAACAAAAACUGUCAACCCUCCAACAACUUGUUGCCAGUACGCAGGACUCUUCAGAGAGUGGUUGGCAGGCUCUCAUAGAUGAAGAUAAACUUUUAUCCAGGUUAGAAGUUCUGGAAACCCAGCUUCACACAUACUCAAAAAAUCACUCAGAGGACACCCUCAGGCAAGAGCUGGACGCUCUGCAGGAGGAAAAACUGAAUUAUGAAACUACUGCUAAGGAAUCAUUGAGACGGGUUUUACAAGAAAAAUUAGAGGCUGUGACCAAGUUGUCCGACUUGGAGCGGUCUCUGGGCAACACUGAGUCAGAAUGCAGCCAUCUGAAGGACAUGUGUGAGAAGUCCCAGGAUGAGCUGAGGCAGCUUGCGGAGAAGUAUCAGGACCAGCUCAAGGAAGUCCAGGAGCUGCAGGACAAACUCAAGGAUGCUGAAGAGAAGCAUAAAGAGGAGUGUGAGCGGUCCGAGCAGGAGAAGCAGGAGCUGACGGCCAAGAUAGAGGAGAUGAUGACGCAGGAGAGCAUCCUGUCUGCCAAGGUGGAAUCCCUACAAGCUGAUAAUGACUUUGCUAAGGAACAGUUAGCAGCCAUGAAAGCCAAAUUUGAAUCAAUCAAAGAAAUCAACGAAGAUGAUCAUGAAAAGAUUGUUGCAGAGUUAGACUCUAUAGGUUCCCCACAAGCUCAUAUAAUCCCACUCAGUCCCAAGGAUGACAGUGGCCCUGAAAAUCUACCAGAGAAACUACGGGAAACUCAGCAACAGCUUGAGAAAUACAAAGCCCAACUUGAAGAAAACGAUGUCAAGUUAAAAGAAAGCAGCGAUAAGGUUGAACAGUUAGCAAAGGAACUGGAGAUGGCCAAGUUGGAUUCAAAGCAAUACCUGGCUAAAAUGGCCUCCCUUGAAGAAAAACUAAAGCUGUCUGAUACACAUAUGAACCAAAUGAUGGAAAAUGCCUUGGCAGAUUUGAAACUGCAACUUAAAGAAUCUCGACAACAGUGUGAUAGUAGCAACAGUUUGAUACAGUCGCUUGAGGCUCAAAUUGAGCAGCUAGAGUCUGAACUCUCCGUGUACAAGAUCCCCCAGUCCGAGAAGGCCGAGACGACAUUGUUAGCGCAUGCUAGUAAUGUAGAUGAGGAUGACGAAACCACCAUCAAUGGUGUCCACAACCACCUCUCAUCCUCAUCUCUAUCAUCAAGUGUGAGUGACCUCUCGGAUGAUGAUGACUGGAAAGCACUGUUGGAAGAAGCUCGGGAGGCACAGAGAAGGGCAGAGCUGGAACUCAGGAAAACACGAGAUGAGCUUGAGCUCAGCAAGGCAAGGGUGAAGAAAAACAGUGAUGAGACACUAGCAGUACGGGGCCAGUUGUUGGAGGCACAGAGACAAGCCAAGGACAGUCAAGACACAGUGACAGAUCUUCAGGACCAAUUACGAAAAGCCGAAACAGCAACUAAAGACGUCAAACAACAAAUAUUAGAUCUAAGGGAUCGCCUGUUGGACGAGCAAGAACUCACUCGAUCAAAUCAUGUGGAGGCUGAUAAUCUGAAGCAAAAUCUUGAAAGUGAGAGAAGUAGCCAUAAGGAGACUAAGACUGGUCUUCACAGUACAAAAAGGCAGCUACAAGAAGCUCAACAGAACGCCAAACAAAGUCACAACGAGGCUGAACAACUCCGAAACAAGCUUAAGCACCUCCAGGAGGAGUUAGAGCCGGAGAAAAAAGACAAACGAGAUUCUCACGGAUCCAAAAAUACCCGCAGCGAUUCAUUUUCCAGUCGUCAGUCUGCUCGCACCAGAGCAGAAUUCAUGGCGUUGAAGGAAGAGUGUGCCAACCUGAGGAAGAGGAUACAAGCAAUAGAGGCUGAGAUGAAAAUGUCUCGGCGAGAAAAUCUCCAACUCUCCUCAGAGUACAAUAAACUUCAAGAAUCCUACAAGAAUCUGGAAGCACUGAAGGAGAAAUUGGAGUCCAGUGAGUCGGCCUACAGGCUCAACUUGACGGACGCUCAGAAAGAUGCAGAACAGAGCAAACAGGAGGUGAGGCCUGGUCAGACGACAGCAGCAGCAUCAGGCAGCGCCGCCGCUACGUGCACACCUCAUGUAAACGGGACCCAGUUGAGGACCAAGUGUGACGAAUAUGUGGCUGAGAUCGACCAUCUCAAGAAAGAGAUGGAUGGCGUGCUAGAAGAAUAUCGACAACUAGCGGACAAGAGCAAAGUGCUGUCCUUCUGUUCCAGUAUACCUCUUCUCAUGCUCCUGUUUGCCUUCCUCGUGGCGCUCUACCCUACACUGGCUGAGCUCACCGCCACCACAUCAUAAUACAUACAUACCACAUCCUAGCUACUUAGCUGUGAACAUCAUCUGGUGCUCUCUCCCACUCAGGCAGACACCCAUCCACCAGCCCCACCGUCUACAAGGUAGGGUGGGGCCACCACGCACGGGACGGUCAUGGUGGCAGAGGCUGGUGUGAGGAACGGUGUAAGGAGGAGGAGGAGUCGGACUCCUCGUGGGUGGUUCUCCACAGCUGGGGAUGGAGGUGGUGGCGUGAUAGCUGCAUGCUGGGACGUCUCGGUCAGUGUCAUGCUCUAUCAGAACCGAAGCCAUUGUGAUACUUGUACAGAUCUUCUGCAUGGCUCUCUCUCAUCUGCAACCACCUUCAUGAGCACUGGUUUUCUACAGGUUGUUGACUGUGUUGUGGAGACCAUACAUCUGAAGAGACAGACAUGGAACAUGGUCUCCUUCACAGAUGUCAGCCUUCACCGAUAGAGUUCUACAGGACACGAUUCAAAGACGCACAUUAGCUGCUUUUGGAUUCAACACAUCAUAGGAAUCAAAACAUACUUAGCUUGUUUGAAAGUUUAAAUUCAAGUUUGUUAUGAUUAAGAUUAAGUUACAGAAGCACCAUUUCUAUGUCUCUAUAUUGAUCUUCUAACCUGUAGACACUGUCCUGUCCUGUCCUUUACUUUAGAAACAGCAUCUGGAUGGUAUCCAGUAGUUUCCCAUCGUGCCCAUCUCUUCCCCUACUGCAGCCACCCAACACUUGCGCAUCUGUGUGCAUGCUUGUUACAUGAUCUGUCAUCACGCCUCAUUGUGUAUAUAUUGACACGUGCACAGAGUUUUGUGGUAUGGUGUGAAAGUUGAUGAUAUGAUUCAUGCCACAAGCUCCACCUGUUGGUGUGUCUGGUACUAGUGAUUCAUAAAGGACAGUACAGUGUCUAGACAUCGUCUGUCUGAUAGGUUCCUGUUGUUGCAGCAGUCCUUUGGCUGAAGGGACCAACCAUUUUGUAGACAAAACUGGGGCUUUUUUCCCCAAAAUGUUUUGGUCCGAAAAAUAGUUUUCCUCAUCUUUCAACAAAUGUUCAGCUGGAAAAAAAAUGCUGGUUAAAAAUGUUUUUUCUUUUUGCUUGAAACUUAAUUUAUUGAAAGAAUUACCAAAUGCUUAUUGUCUUAAAUCAGAGUCAUUCCUACUACUACUAAGAUCAAUGGUUGGUCCUUAAGGCUGAUAGAAGGGUCCAUCCAAAUCUGGGUCCAAAUCAGAAGUCCUGCCUUAUUCAUACACCAUCCACAUCUUCAGAUGUCAUAAGUUCCAAGUGAUUCCUAUGAAGAUCAAGUGUAGACUUGGGCCAGUUGUCUUCGUAUCGAUGACAACUGGCAAGAAAAACCCUCUUUGUCUUCUGAAGUGUGUUUGUUAAUCAUGAUACGUUAUCAGUGACAAAGGGCAGAGGACUGCUGGAUGAAGCAUGAACUGGACAGACAGCAGCUUGUGUAGGGCAUCAUCAGUGUAGUCCCUGCAGGGCUGGUCUAUCUCAGGAGUAUACUGUGUCAUGAAGACCAAGGGAAGUCAUGUAGAUACUUCAUGCUGUUGAUAGUUUAGUCCAGAUAUAGAGUGCUUAUAAAUUGUUAUGCUUUGUUUUCCUUUUGAAAGUGCUGCAUAAUGGUGUUGAGGCCUGAUUUUCACACCGAUUUUGAGGAUAAAACUUGAAAUAUGUUAAUCAUGUCUAUGAAUAUUGUGAAUUUAUGAAAAAUUGUUUCUUUCUAAAUUCUGUAUCUUGUGCCCUGUAUUAACAGUUGGCUUUUAAGAUGAAAAAUUAAAAUGAUAAAGUUAUAGAUUUUCUUUUAUGAACAUCUUCCUUGAGCAGAUAACAUUACAUUGAAACAAAAUUUAGGAAUUUAAAAAUCUUGUGAAAAUCAGGUCUAAAUAGUCCAGAAAGUUAGUAGUUACAAUUACUGCAUAUUUCUCAUAUACAAUAUACUUAUAUUUGAAUAUACAACAUACCAUGGGUGCCAGAACAGUAUGUACAGAAAUACAAACAGUGUAUAUAGGUGUACAUUUGUUUCUUACUUGAACGACUAUUUGUAUGACACGGAAAGCUAUUUAAGUGUAGGUGUAGCUCUGAUUGGAGAUGUAUAUUUAGACCUAAACGUGUAACAUUUGUAAAUAUGUAGAAAAUGGUAGAAGGGCAUCAUGAGAUGCAGUGGCUACCAUAACCAUUAACAAGGACCAUGGACAUUGUGGAAUUUUUUUAUUUAAUUCGUUUCUUAAUUUAUAUUCUCAUGCUUUGUUACUUGUACCAAUAUAACUUUGUUGCUGUACAAACAAGCAUAAGAAAUGAUCUACUACAUUAAUAUGAAAGAAGCAUCUCAAACCUCUUUUUGAAAUUGAUUUUUAUCAUUUAUUUAAAUAUGAUUCAAUCUGUUGAAAUAUCACCAUAUUCUUCAGUGAAUGAAUCAUGCAUCUGUAUUCAUAUCUACAUAUCCAUGAAGCAUCUCUGACUUUAUGUUACUGACAGUGGUAAGUGAUGUCUCUCUCACUGUGAUGACAGUUUUCAGUCCUGACUGUGAGUACUCUUGUUUCAAGUUUGAGGAACUAUCGAAAAAGAAUUUCAGUUUUUACUUUACUUUUUGGAAAGAGUCUAGUUGUUGACAUAUAAUUUCUGGGCAACUAUUAUUAUUUUGACCUCAAUUUUUCUAACUAUGAAGUUAUAGUGUUUGGAAUAUCACGUGAUCAUUUGGAGAAGACAAGAGGUACAUACUUUUACAUAAGAUUCUAAGGCUGUUUUUUGGUCUCUUCAUGCUGAUUGCCCAUCUGCAUCUCUUCUUAACCAUUGCCCACCAAUCCACACUUUUUCAAUGAUUACAGACUAACUGAUGCAUAUAUCCAAGUUCAUUCUUAUACCAUAAUUAGAAACACUCCAUCCCGGUAAUGCUUUAACAUUGGAGUUACAUGUUUAAAGAAAAGUGAAUCUGUUACAUGGUAUUGUCUUUGCUUAUAACUUAAAAUAUCUCAACUUGUAAAAACCAGUUAAGUUGCUAUAUGUUUGGAUGUUGACCGCGAAAUGUAGAAGAAUCCCAGAAUAUUGAGAAAGGUAAAAGAUAGAUGUUAAUAACAUAAAUUUGGUUGUUUCUGCCUCAUGGUGGUGUUAUCUGAUGCUGAAUUUCAAUGGUUCAUUUCAUACUGUUCAUGCAUGCAUCGCUAGAGUAAGUGUAUUGAGUGUUUCACUGUUUUGAAGAUGUAAAACUUCCUUGAAGAAAAACAAAUAACGUGAAAAAUAAUAAAAUAUAAAUGGUCUAUUUUCUGAACUUUAUUUGAAUUAAAGUUAUUUUUUAAAAAUAAAUAACAAAAAUAACUUUGCAAAAAACUAACAGACAAUAGAGAAAAUAACAAAAAUAAGAUGAAUUAUAUUCUAUGGACCAGUAGGAUAGACCUGAGUGUGCUUACAUGACUGUUUUGAAAUGUCAGUGUUUAGUAUAGAACACACUGGGGCUAGAAUACAACCCUGCCACACACCCUCCUCCCUCCAGUUUUGUCCCUGUUGUGAUGUUGGAGUGGGGUUUUGAGUAUCGAGUUGUGUAUGCUUGUAGUUAAAUGGAGUGGGGGAGGAGGGGGCUCCUUGUAACAGUUGUGGCAUGCAACAACAUUUACCUCAAGCCUCCUCAAUGCUUCGCUCAAAUGACCCGAUCAGAUUAUCCAAGAACUGCUGUUUGCUGCUCCUGUUAGUGUCUCUGUUAAAACUGCCUCAUUUUUGCAGGUGCACCUUUCAGUCUGUAUUACGCGUUUCUUUGAUAAGGUUAUUCAUUUCUUUAUUGUCAUUUACAAUAUUUUUCUGUCAUUUAUAAUAUUUUUCUGUCAUUUAUUUGAAGGAAGCAUUUGGGGCUUUGUUGGUGUCAUUUUCAUUUGCAUGUUUACAUGUAAAUCCACAGUAUAACUUCCUUACAUUGUACCGUUUAAAAAUACACUGACAACUUCACUCUCCAGUGUAGUCUGUCUUCUGAAAGAAGAUGAAGAUCAGCACAAGGGUGAGUUAACUUCAACUGUUUUACGAGGUCACAGUGAUCUGUUUUCAUCUGCAGCAAGAACUCUUCCUUGCCGUGUCUUCAUGUGUACAUUUUUCCCAUGGUCACGGUUUUCUUCUUUCUGCUACAACACAAACAUGUCAGAGACGAGUGUACCACAUCCGCCAUGAGAUUACAAAAAUCACUGCAGCGUUGAUAUUUUGUAUGGAUUGAGUUUCAUGUCUGUCCAAGCCCUUCUGUUACCAUAUGAAAACUGGAACUUGAAGGGUAUAUUAAUGAUCAAAUACGGUCUUUGAAUAAAAAGUUGUUUAAAUACCUA